Molecule: messenger RNA, 850 nt
Organism: Phaethon lepturus (White-tailed tropicbird)
Lineage: Eukaryota; Metazoa; Chordata; Aves; Phaethontiformes; Phaethontidae
Product: BTB/POZ domain-containing protein KCTD12-like
Exons: 2
Coding region: 20-850 (276 amino acids)
Biological process (GO): protein homooligomerization; regulation of G protein-coupled receptor signaling pathway
Molecular function (GO): protein binding
Source: RefSeq, a predicted model, not a curated record
AAGGCAGUGGCAGCUCACUAUGGCCCUGGCAGACAACGCGGGCUGUGCCAAACCCAGCGAGGAUUUCCCCUUCCCCGAGAUCAUUGAACUCAAUGUGGGUGGACAAGUCUACAUCACCCGCCACCCCACCCUGGUCAGCGUGCCUGGCUCACUCCUCUGGGAGAUGUUCACCCAGAAGAACGUCCGCUCCCUGGCCCGUGACAGCAAGGGACGGUUCUUCGUGGACCGGGAUGGCUUCCUCUUCCGCUACAUCUUGGAUUACAUGAGGGACCAGCAGCUGGUGCUGCCCGACCACUUCCCAGAGAGGAGCCGCCUGCAGCGAGAGGCCGAGUACUUCAUGCUGCCGGAGCUUGUGAAGAUGUUAGCCCCCAAGCUCAGCAAGCAGAAUUCGCUGGGUGACGACCCAUGCCAAAGCGACCCGGAGGAGCUCUCCCCCAAUGCAGAUGCCACCCGCAGCCUGACCUCUGCCAGCGCCAUGCUGCCCCCNNNCCGCAGGGCGGGUUUCAUCACCAGCGGCUACCGGGGCUCCUACACCCUGGGCAGGGACAGCCAGACGGAUGCCAAGUUCCGCAGGGUGGCACGAAUCAUGGUCUGUGGCAAGACAUCGCUGGCCAAGGAGGUCUUUGGGGACACCUUGAACGAGAGCAGGGACCCAGACAGGCCCCCGGAGAGGUACACCUCCAGGUACUACCUCAAAUUCACCUUCCUGGAGCAAGCCUUUGAUAAACUGGCCGAUGCAGGCUUCCACAUGGUGGCUUGCAACUCCACGGGCACCUGUGCCUUCGCCCAUGACCAGACAGAUGACAGGAUCUGGACCUCUUACACCGAAUAUGUUUUCUAUCGUGAGUGA